Molecule: messenger RNA, 1200 nt
Organism: Fusarium poae
Lineage: Eukaryota; Fungi; Ascomycota; Sordariomycetes; Hypocreales; Nectriaceae
Exons: 1
Coding region: 1-1200 (399 amino acids)
Biological process (GO): regulation of transcription by RNA polymerase II
Molecular function (GO): zinc ion binding; DNA-binding transcription activator activity, RNA polymerase II-specific
Source: RefSeq, a predicted model, not a curated record
AUGACACCCGAGCCCUCUGGCCAAAGCGAGAGUCGUCGCACUCACAGAAAGUCAAAGACAGGCUGCGAUACGUGCAAGAAAAGGCGUGUCAAGUGUGAUGAGGCUCGUCCAAGGUGCGCCAAGUGUACCUUUGGGAACCGAACCUGCUCUUAUGCAGCUGCGCCAGGCCAAGGGCCUGACCAAGCCCGACUGAAUACGACCGUCGCAGGCAGUGUUAGCAACAGCCCAGCGGGAACUCCCUCAUCUACUGCAUUGCUUGCUGCGGCAGCUGAAGCGAGGUCACCCGCGGCAGCUCCAGGUCGCUAUGACGCCGUCCACAUGAGUCUAUUCUACUAUGCCAUUGUAAAUACGACUAGCUUUAUGGGAUUAGGUGGUGACUCGAGCCUGGUGGUGGAGAGUGCUCUGAAUAGCACGCGCGUGGCCCCCUACCUCCUCGAUCAAUUGCUUGCUCUUAGUGCUUUAUACCAAUCUACUACAGCGCAGGCAAGCCAGGAUCUCUACCUCCGGUAUGCCACCGAACUGCAGACGCGGGCCUUGGCCCAGUUCCUCGAAACCCGUGGGAAUAUCAGCGAGACAAACUUCAUACCCGCCUUCCUUUUCACCUCCUUCCUCGGGUUCCACGUCCUAUACAAUACUUUAAGAGACCAUCAGGAUAAUCUCGGCGAGUUUGUUAGCGCGUUUGUAGAUUACGCGCGAGUUCACCGGGGGAUCCGCGCCGUGACAGCCGACUAUUGGCCCCAGAUUCUUGCCUCGAAUUUGGCUCCCCUUCUAGGCAUCGUGGAGAUUGGCAACAGAAUUGACCACCUGGAAGCCGGGAUUGAGACUAUUGAGCUGCGUAAACAGUUAGAAGCACUGUUAGAUUCCUCAAGAAUACCGGUUCCUGCGUCCAUUGACGCUCUACAGCGGAUGCAAUGGGUGCUUGAUCUUGCAAACCAGAAUGCCCAAAGCUCCAGCAUCAAAAUCCAGGCCGCCCUAGCCUGGCCGGUUAUUAUUUCAGAUGAUUAUAUUGAUGCGUUAUAUCUACGCCAUCCUGAGGCUCUGGCAGUCUUGGCUUUCUUCCUUGCCUUUGUGUACGAAAAUCGAUCGUAUUGGGUCUUCCAACCUUGUUCAGGGUCACUUAUCGAAGCACUAGCCAGCCAUCUUGGACCGUUUUGGAAGGAAGGUUUGAGUUGGCCGCUGUCAAAACUCGUUGGUUCUUGA